This is a messenger RNA of Neodiprion fabricii, 4515 nucleotides long. Its product is annotated as prostaglandin E2 receptor EP2 subtype. The record is from RefSeq and is a predicted model, not a curated record. The coding region runs from base 1198 to 2424 and encodes 408 amino acids. Lineage: Eukaryota; Metazoa; Arthropoda; Insecta; Hymenoptera; Diprionidae. The transcript has 6 exons. Gene Ontology annotation, molecular function: G protein-coupled receptor activity. Gene Ontology annotation, cellular component: plasma membrane. Gene Ontology annotation, biological process: inflammatory response; positive regulation of cytosolic calcium ion concentration; adenylate cyclase-activating G protein-coupled receptor signaling pathway.
GCGGGCCAACAAACAUUUGGCAAAAACGUGUGUGUCGCAGUCCCAUAGAAUUAAUUGCACCAAUUAUCAUCACCGUAAUUCGAUAUCAACGAUACAACCAUCCUGAGAGGAUUUUUCUUUAUUCUCAUUGAAAUUUUUCAAAAAAGAAAGGAAAAUAACGCCGCAGGAAAAUUAAAAAUUUUCAACAGAGGUCGGCCAUCGCGUAAUACAUGGUACAUACGUAAUGUAUAAAGUGAGGAAGCACAGCGGCACAUAAAACAAAAAAGGAAAGAAAACGAGACAAUUUGUGCAUUUACAUAUUUUAUACAUAAAAAGACGACGUCGAGGAAAAUCCGAGGAACGAAAAACAUUUUUCAAUUUUCUGUCGAUCUUAAAAAAAUUUAAUUUAUACACUCCUUUCGUGUAAUCUAUACAGUAUAAUAUAUCCAUACAGUAACAUUGUGUACACUGGUCGUUAAUAAAAUUUUAUCCUGCAUGGAUGUAAACGCAACGUAACGCAAUUAUAAUAUUACAGUUUACAGGUGAAAGAUAUAAUUAUACAACAGAGUGUAAAACGAAAAUGAGAAGUCACUCGUGAUUUUGGAGUUCUUCUAUUGACGAACGAAAGAAAAGAAUAGAAAAUCAAAGGAAAGAUAAAGACUGGUUCCAAAUAUUCGAAUCAAGGCAUUUCGAUCAUCGCAAUACGUGAUCGCCGAGGACAUUUCUUUCGAUACGUGUACAUAACCGAUUGACUUUCGAGCCUGAAUACAUGCAUGUGCAUGCGUAAAUGUGUACGGAUAAACUGAGAGGCUAGGAAGUGCGUGUCUAACACUAGCCGAGCCGCAGGCAUAGGUUUAGUUGAGUAGGGCCUGAAAGGGCCUAAUACCCAUCCAUAGUUGCCAAGUUUACGAAGUAAACAAGUUACGAUCGUGAAAAGCUGCCGGAUCUUGAGCUAUGCACGCGUGGGUUUCUAUCGUCUACAAAAUCGAGACUAAGAAUUUGUAAUUUUUUUAAAAGAAGAAGAUUGAAAAACCGUUAACGGCAGGGGGAUAAAAAAAUAAGGGUAGAAAAAAAAAAAAAACAUAUAUAUAUAUAUUAUAAACUGCUGGUCAAAAAGACAAAAUUUCUUACGAACCUUUUUGAAGGUACGGUGAAAAAAGAGAGAGAAAGAGACAGAGAAAAAAAGUUCCUCUCAUUUGAAGACGUCGAAUCUUUGAAAUGGACGAGGAUUUUGUGGAGGAAAUUUCUAACGCCAGCUUCGUCGUGGAGGCUGAGAAAUUGGACGAUCCGUUGAAUAUCACGAUGAUGAUUAUAAAGCCAAAACGACACGUCAACUUUCUAGCCCAGACAAUUCUAACCCUCGUUUACAUCGCCGGUGUCGUCGGCAAUAUAUCAGCCCUCGUCAUCCUCUUCAGUCGCGAUAAGAGAAGGAACCGGAAGCACCUCCUGAUGCUGCGUUGUCUGGCGACGAACAACCUCGUCGCCUUGCUAGGAAUGCUCGUUCAAAUGCACCUCACUCUUUACGUCGAAGAUGCGGAAACCCGGAUUUUCUGCGCCCUUCGAGUCGUCUGGAGAUUUUUCGGCCUUUUUAGCGGGUGCGUGGCGAUUGUGAUGGCCGUAGAACGCUGGCUCGCUCUGACGAGGCCUUUCGUUUACCAGAAGCAGGUGACGUAUCCGGUGAUAGUUCGAUGCAUAAUUCUGCUCUGGUUCGUCUCUGGUAUCCUGUGCUUUAUGCCGUUCGCUGGUUUCGGCGAUUAUUAUCAGCAGGGCUCGGCACCCGAUUACAAAAACGGGAAGUGCCUCCGUUACAGAGACGCGAAAAACGUCGAAGACAUCGCCUACGCCUACGUUUUCUUCUUCUUCGGCACGGUUCUCUGCCUCUCGAUCGUUUGGUGCAAUCUUGCAGUGUCUCGAGCACUGUGCAGAUUGAGCCGUCGAUCGGCAGUAAUUCGUAGGGUGUCAAGAGCCUCGUCGCGAGCCAAGCCUCUUCUCAGCAUAGCCACCGGUCCACCCUCGGAAGUCGUCGCUACAGCCGAGGAAAGGGCCUUCUCUCGACUGAUGGCCAUGCUAUCGAUAACGUUCGUCAUUUGCUGGAUGCCUCAGAUGAUCUCGAUCCCCUUGGCCCAGUACUCGCCGAGUAUCGGACGGGAGCGAGUUAUCGUUGAAAAAUUGAUCUUUGCGUUCAACACGAUCGCCGACAUCCUGCUAUGCAUUCACUUCACCCUGGAUCCCUACAUUUACGUGCUGUUACGAAUGCGCCCCAGUUUUCCCUUCCUAAAACCGCUGUGCCGCAUCUGCCGCUCGGGAAGAAGUCGCGCAAGCUCCUUUACAGGGACCAUCGACAAUCGCGGCAGCAGCGGGGAUCCGCCAACUCCGAUAACGGAAGCUCCAUCGACUCCGGUCAGCGAGGAAAUGGAGCCUCAACUUACAGCGGCGGCAGUCUGAGAUUGGCUUUUGCGAGCGAUCGGAAAUCGUCGGAAAAAAUACAGGGAGACACGGGUAUGAUUAUUACCGGUCUUCCGGUCUCUCGCUGAAUUUUGAAAAAACAAAAAUGAAAAAUUUGUCAAUUUUUCAUUGCCCCGCAAUCGACGAUUCGCACGCGUGUUGUAAUUAAUUCUACUAAAUAUAUAUUACGCGGACAGCGAUCAUGCGCAGCUAAUUAACAAACCCUGCGACAAUACAUAUGUUUGUUUAAUAUUUACCGAUGGCGUAAAAAAAUUUUCAUUAUUCUAUGAGUCGCGUUUAUUUAUUUGUUACGGUUUUUUUUUUUUCGUUCCUUACCAGCAGCGUUAAAUCGGAAUCAGAUUUUAGGAAAUCGCUUCAACGUGACUCAGCUGGCUUAAUUUUUAAUCUUGGCAAUUUUGGCAGCAUUAAUUUGCAUACGCACUGCAUUUAUUAUAUAUCAUAGUUAUACUUGGUACGAAAAAAUUGAGUAACUUUGUUCGGUGUUGACAAUGGCUGCACGGUGCCUUUCUGAAAUAACAUAUGUGUAAAGAACUUGAGAUAGGUAUGUAUUGUACGUGGAGAAUGUAAAGCGGUACCUGAAUCCGUUGAUUAUUGAAUAGUGUAAAGAUGGUGUUGAAAAUGAUUGAAUAUUUCUUCAAAGUCACGCAGGGGUCGAACGAUAAUAAGAUUACAACCGAUGAGAAAUGUUAAUGUCGAGUGUAAAUAUUACUGUUCUGAAAAAUGGAUGAAAUGAAAAUUUGCUGUGCUAAUUGAAAUUCAAUUAUUAUCGUGUAUGGGUGUCUAUAUGCACGUUGAAAAUAAUAAUAAUAAUAAUAAUAAUAAUCAGAAAAGCAAACUAUUCAACCGAAAAAAAAAAAAAAAAAAAAAUCAAGGGUGUAGGAUAUUAUGUUAAUUAAAAAUUCUUAUGUACAGUAAGAAAAAUCAAAACUAUGAUUGUAAUUGUUAAAGAUAAAACUGAAUCAAAGAAUGAUAUUAAUAAUCUAACAUGUUACUGUUAUUAACGCUGUAAUCUAAUUGUAAAUUCAAGUCAUCGCUUGUCACAGAGGCGACGCAGGUGAUGGCUUCGAAUAUAGAUUUAUGCAAACGGAUUUCAACUCUACAAAUUGCCUUACGAAUAAUGAAAAUAUUUGAUGUACGAAAAUCAACAAAAAAGCUUAUACAUAUUUUAACGUAUGUAAUGUAAAAGUGAAAAAAUGACGUAUGUAUACACGUAUAUUUCUAGUCAGUAACAAAUAUAUUGUGUUAUUUUUUAAGACUCGCAAAACAACCGAUACGUUACGAUAUCAAUUAAACUACGUUACACACAACUAACAAUACCAAAGGUAACUUUCCGAGUUAAUGAUCGACGUUCGUUAAUUUUAAUUUCUAAGACUAUGAUGUACAUGUUCGGGAAAUUUUCGCUGCAACUUAUUGCUGGUAGAUGUUUAUCUGACGAAUAUGUCAAAUGAAAUGCGAAUAGCUGAAAAGAAAUGUCGCGAAAGUAGCAAAGAAAAAAUUGAAUAAAAUUAAUUUUUUUUUUCUUUAAAUUAAAUAUUAUUGUUCAGUAAAUUAUUCGAUCAAGUGAAUACAGACUUCGGUUACGAGCUACUAUGUUGUAUCUUUAUACGUACGUAUAGGUACAUGCACUUUAUUUUCAACGACUGUUUACAAGUCGAUUUUUAUUUGUUUUUCCUUUUAGUUUCACAUUUUGGUACGUGUUUUAAUGCAACCUGUCCAUUUUUAAUUUUUACGACUGUUAUCUGUUUAUUAACUGCACAUGCAUACGAUGGGUUUUUAUCGUCACUAUAUGCAAUUCAAGCUAUGCCAUAGGUUAUACGUAGCAUUGAUUAUAAUCAAAACGGUAAAUAAUAUUUUUUACUGAUUGUUUACACCUGUUGAAUGUAUUGUAAAAUGGUAUACAUGUAGGUAUAAGAGUUAUUAUACGUCAACAUGAACGAUUAUGUUUACACAAGUACUAAUUACAUUGUAUAGGUAUCCUAUAUGUAUAUACCUAUGCAAGAAAUGUCGUAUCGUGCAACACGCAUUUCGACGUCAAUGUUAAUAAAUAUCUUGAACAUAUUCUGCAGUUAA